Molecule: messenger RNA, 1017 nt
Organism: Drosophila pseudoobscura
Lineage: Eukaryota; Metazoa; Arthropoda; Insecta; Diptera; Drosophilidae
Exons: 3
Coding region: 172-834 (220 amino acids)
Source: RefSeq, a predicted model, not a curated record
UUUGGCCAUAUAUAAAUCGGGGUGCUGACAAAAUGUUUGUGUCAUUCCCAGUUGAUCAGAGCUAGUCGAACGGUCAAACGGUCGCGUGUACCAGAAAACAGUUGAAUUCCCACAGAUUGUGCGUGCGUGUGCGUGUCUUAAUAAAGUGUUGAAAGGAAAGAAGCAGAGAAAAUGAAAGCUUUCAUUGUCGCCGGAGUGUGUUUGUUGAGUGUGCUGGGCCUGGGCUCCGCUCAGUUCCAGAACGGUCGCCUGGAGCCCCCAAAUCCCCAGCUGUGCGCACAGCGCAUCAUCCACGAGAAGACUCCCGAUGGCAAGGGAUACUUCUUCUCUUGGCGUGACCCUCAGUUGAAGGGCGUCGAGGAGGACUGGCUAACGGCCAGGAACUAUUGCCGCAGACGCUGCAUGGACUCCGUGUCGCUGGAGACGAGCCUGGAGAACGAAUGGAUCAAGCAGCGUGUCGUUGGCGAGAAUGUGAAAUACAUCUGGACCAGCGGUCGCUUGUGCGAUUUCAAGGGCUGUGACCGUCCCGAUCUGCAGCCCACGAACAUUAACGGCUGGUUCUGGACCGCCACUCUGCAGAAGUUGGCCCCCAGCACGGAGCGUUCCCAGGGCGAUUGGUCUCCCACCGGCGGCAUUGGCCUGCCCCAGCCCGAUAACCGUGAAUUCAAGCAGAAUGGUGCACCGGAGAAUUGUCUGGCUCUCUUGAACCAGUUCUACAACGAUGGUGUCAACUGGCACGAUGUGGCCUGCCACCAUAAGAAGUCGUUUGUCUGCGAAGAGAACGAUGCCCUGCUGAAGUACGUGCGCUAUACAAACCCCAAUCUGCGUAUUUGAGAUCAAUUGGGAAGUGGGCUAGAUGGAGCAGCGACUCUCCAAAUAAACCAAAAAUGAUAUUUUCUUAAAAAUGGGAGCUAACCUGGGACGAAACGAUGAUUUAUGAUGCUGUUCUGCUCCUGAUACCUUUUGUACUAGUUACUUUCCGAUUGUGAGUGUCCUUAAAAGAGUUUUUCAGGCUUA